Molecule: messenger RNA, 2178 nt
Organism: Thermothelomyces thermophilus ATCC 42464
Lineage: Eukaryota; Fungi; Ascomycota; Sordariomycetes; Sordariales; Chaetomiaceae
Exons: 1
Coding region: 226-2112 (628 amino acids)
Source: RefSeq, a predicted model, not a curated record
UGUAAAUGCAUCUGCAAAGGUCGGUAUCUGAACUUGCAGGCGACCGAGGGGGCAAUGCAACAUAAACGGCCUCCGCGGCAUCCUGACAGAAUGGUUGCCUUAAUAUUUGCGGCUUCAAUGUUAUGAAUGUCCCUCGCUCCCUCUUGCGAAUCGCCAGAAACCUACUUCACACAUGGGACAUAUCACCUUACCUUUGCGUUACUCGUUUAAACCAUAUUGACAACCAUGGCUGGAACUGCUCUUUACACUUACAAUCCGAUUCAGCCCAACCAGAUCCGGCUGGUCAAAUUUGUUCAAGAUGGCGACCACAUAUGCGCGGUUCUCGAAACCUUCUCGUUUGAAGAGCCGCUCCCUGUGUACCGUUCCAUCUCCUACACCUGGGCUUCCGACGGAGGCCGCCCUCAGAAAAACUUCAAGAUUGAAAUAGACAAACGGCAACUCCCAGUGUUGAACACGCUCCAGCCCUUUUUCCAGGCCCUAAGAUCCAGGAACAUGCUGUUUGACGGCAAAUGGUGGUGGAUAGACUCAAUCUGCAUCGACCAGGCGAAUCUCGAAGAGAGGGCCCAGCAAGUGGGACACAUGGACGUGAUUUACCGCCAGGCGGAAUCUGUCAUUGCCUGGUUGGGAGAAGCCUCGAGCGACAGCGAACUUGCGAUAGACUUCAUCAAGCUUCUCGACAAAACGAGCCGACGCAAACUCAGUGUUGCGGAACUCCGCGCCACGCUACAGCAAGACCACUAUCGCACCCACUGGAAAGCUUUGACCAAUUUUCUCUCACGGAGGUGGUGGUCCAGGAUCUGGAGCGUGCAGGAAUUUGUGCUGGCCCCGAGCGUGACAUUCUGGUGCGGCAUGCGCAACGUCAGCAGGGUCGCCGUAUGCCGCAGCAUUGGUAUAGCCGACAAAUGCACUUCGACCGGCAUCAAAGAGACUCUUGCAUUCACGCACGCCAACAACCGGAGAAGAGCAUGGGGUUUAUACAAGGCCAGCAGAAAACCAGGAGCCAGCCUUAGCUUUUCUCUUCUUGCCCUGGCCGCCUACUUCUGUUGCAUGGACGCUUCGGAUGAUCGGGAUCGACUCUACGGCGUUAUGGCGCUCGCGACUGAUCGGUCCAUGCUGGAGAUUGAUUACUCGCUCAGAACAGAGGAGGUCUAUACGCGAUUCACCCGAUCUUUCAUCACGCACUACAAGUCUCUAGAUAUCAUCUGUUUUGCUUCAACAUACACACCGCCAUCAGGAUCCAUACGGCCAUCCUGGGUGCCUGACUGGCAAAAGCGAAAUCCCGUGGUAAUUCCCUCCAUGACGAGUCAAAGUUCCAAGAGCCACGUUGGCAAUCUUCGCAGUCCUAGACAUCUUGACAUUGACCCUUCGGUUUACUAUUCGGCGUGUAAGAACAAAGAGGCUGUGUAUGCUUUUGAGGGUUCGGCACUACAAGUUCGAGGCGUUGUUGUUGAUACAAUCGAUGGCCUCGCCGGAUCCAGGCAGUUCGAAAUGGUCCAAAGCUCCGAAUGGAAUUCGACGCAAUCCUCAUGUUGCUCUAGUUUCCCAUGCUCGACGACAGCUAUUCUAGAGAGUGUGUGUCGAAGUUUAACAUUCGACCGAUUCGAUAGGUUCUUGCGAUAUCCGAUGCCCACCGCGGACUUCUUCCGGGAUUUUAUUCGGCUCCUGAACCGCAUCAUAACCGCAUCCAAGGAGUCCGUUCCCAGAGAAUUGUUAUAUUGGUUUCAGUGCACUAGAUCCCUCCAGAUCCACGGCCGCAGCUUCGAGGAUAUCUUACAUGACAGCUUCCAGGCCGACGACAACUCCUCAGGCCCCGCUCCUAACGUAGAUGAGUCCCAGCAUAAGACAUUCUUUGGUCGGUUUUUUGACACGGUCGUUCGAUUGUCGUUCCGCCUGAUGGUCAGCCGCUCCGGCCGUAUCGGUAUGGUUGUGGAGAAGGCGAUAAAGGGAGAUUUGGUGUGUGUGCUCUAUGGCUGCAGCAUUCCGGUCGUGCUGCGAAAAUCUUCCGAUGGAGGCAGUUAUACGCUGAUCGGAGAGUGUUACUUCGAUGGAUGUAUGGACGGAUCUCUCUUGGAUCAGGUUGGCCUUGAGGAAAGCACCUUUGUAUUACUGUAGUGGAAUUUCGUUCGUUUCCUCUUUCUGAAGAUGUUCUUCCCUCACGCAACAUUCGCUUCCUCUGGC